AUUACCGCGCGACGGAAACCAGGUUGCCGGGGUUUCACCCGACAGUGGUAGUCCAGCCGUUCGGCUUCUCCGAGUUGGCGGUGGCGAUGGGGGUCUGGGAGUAGUUCCCGAGCCUGCAGGCGCCGGCCGCCCCCGAACUAGAGCCCUCCGCUCCCGGGCGGCCCACGGCCAGCUCUGUGUCUGUCGCUAAGAUGAGCACCCACCGUGCCUCUCCUUUUGACCCUGAGCGUCGAGUCCGGAGCACAUUGAAGAAGGUCUUCGGGUUUGACUCUUUUAAGACACCUUUGCAGGAGAGUGCGACCAUGGCUGUAGUGAAAGGUGACAAGGAUGUUUUCGUGUGCAUGCCCACAGGGGCAGGAAAAUCCCUCUGCUAUCAGCUCCCUGCUCUGCUGGCCAAAGGCAUCACCAUCGUCAUCUCUCCCCUCAUUGCAUUGAUUCAGGACCAAGUGGACCACUUGCUGGCCCUGAAGGUGCAAGUGAGGUCCCUGAACUCGAAGCUCCCGGCGCAGGAGAAAAAGGAGCUGCUCUCCGACCUGGAGCAGGAGAAGCCCCGGACCAAGCUCCUGUACAUCACGCCGGAGAUGGCGGCCUCCGCCUCCUUCCAGCCCACCCUGAACUCCCUGGUGUCCCGCCACCUGCUCUCCUACCUGGUGGUGGAUGAAGCUCAUUGUGUUUCCCAGUGGGGACACGACUUCCGUCCCGACUACCUGCGCCUGGGUGCCCUGCGCUCCCGCCUGGCGCAUGCCCCGUGUGUGGCUCUGACCGCCACGGCCACCCCGCAGGUCCGUGAGGACGUGUUUGCUGCCCUGCACCUCAAGCAGCCGGUCGCUGCCUUCAAGACCCCCUGCUUCCGGGCCAAUCUCUUCUACGACGUGCAGUUCAAGGAGCUGCUUUCUGAUCCCUACGGGAACCUGAGGGACUUCUGCCUUAAGGCGCUUGGCCAGAAGGCUGGGAAAGGGGUGCUGUCCGGCUGCGGCAUCAUCUACUGCAGGACCAGGGAAGCUUGUGAACAGCUGGCCAUAGAGCUCGGUUACAGGGGGUUGAGUGCCAAGGCCUACCACGCAGGGCUGAAGGCCUCUGAAAGGACGCUGGUGCAGAACGAGUGGAUGGAGGAGAAGGUCCCCGUCAUUGUUGCCACCAUCAGUUUUGGGAUGGGAGUGGACAAAGCCAACGUCAGGUUCGUCGCCCACUGGAACAUUGCCAAGUCCAUGGCCGGGUACUACCAGGAGUCUGGCCGGGCGGGCAGGGACGGGAAGCCUUCCUGGUGCCGCCUCUAUUACUCCAGGAGCGACCGGGACCAAGUCAGCUUCCUGAUCAGGAAGGAAGUAGCGAAACUCCAGGAAAAGAGGGGGAACAAAGCAUCUGAUAAAGCCGCCCUCCAGGCCUUUGAGGCCUUGGUGACCUUCUGUGAAGAACUGGGGUGCCGCCAUGCUGCCAUCGCCAAGUACUUUGGGGAUGCACCCCCCGCCUGCACCAGAGGCUGUGACCACUGCCAGAACCCCGCGGCCGUGCGGAAGCAGCUGGACACCUUGGAGCGCAGCAGCAGCUGGAGCAGGACCUGCAUCGGGCCCUCCCAGGACAAGGGCUUUGACCCUGAGCUGUAUGAGGGCGGCCGCAGGGGCUACGGGGGCUUCAGCAGGUAUGACGAAGGUUCUGGAGGCAGCGGGGACGAGGGCAGAGAUGAGGCCCACAAGCGGGAAUGGAACCUCUUCUACCAGAAGCAGAUGAGUCUGCGCAAGGGCAAAGACCCCAAGACAGAAGAAUUUGUACCCCCAGAUGAGGACUGUCCCCUGAAAGAGGCUUCUAGCAGGAAGAUCCCCAGGCUCACUGUGAAGGCCCGUGAGCACUGCCUGGGGCUGCUGGAGGAGGCUCUGAGCAGUAACUGCCAGGCUGCAGGUGCCAGUCAUGGACCUGACCUGCAGGCCAAGGCUGUGGAGCUAGAACAUGAGAUGUUCCGAAAUGCCAAGGCUGCCAACCUCUACAAGGCCAGCGUGCUGAAGAAGGUCGCCGAGAUCCAUAGGACCUCCAAGGACGGGCAGCUCUACCACCCGGCAGGCGGUGCCAAGAGCUGCAGUGCCCAGGCCGAGCCCACCGAGCACGACAUCCUGCCGGCCUCCCAGGUGUACUCGCUCAAACCCAAGCGGGUGGGAGCCGGUUUCCCCAAAGGCUCCCUCCCAUUCCAGACGGCCUCACAGCUGAUGGCGGAGAUGAGGGCUGGGGGGCAGGCCCCGCGGCCUGAGCAGGAGCCCGCCAGCCAGCCCCGUGGCCUCAAGGAUGAGGAAAGCAGUGAGCCUGUCCCCGGGCUCAGAGAGGCCCCCAGAAGCAGUGCUCAUUGUGGGGGGCCCUCCCCUGAGAAGGCAAAGGGCUCCUCGGGGGGCAGUCCCGCGGCCAAGGCCCAGGCCAACAAGAAGCAGCAGCUCCUGGCCGCUGCGGCUCUCAAGGACUCUCAGAACAUCGCCCGCUUCUUCUGCCAAAGGGCCGAGAGCCCGCCUGCCCUGGCUUCAGCCCCAGGGGCAGAAGGUGCCAGCCCUUCCUGUGCUGGGGUGCAGGGACCCCUGGCUGUGGCCCCAGAGACAUGCACUGGGGAGGAGGAUGGAGCCCUGGGGCGUUCGGCUGCCCGCCCCCAGACGGAGUGCACCAGGGAGGGGCCAAGUGCCUGCCCACUGCGAGACCUGGAGCCCCCUGAAGGCCAGCUCACCCCCCCAGAGGCGACACCGAGGGGCAAGCGGCCGAGGCCCCAGCAGGAGAACCCAGAAUGCCAGGCGCGGAAGAGGCCUCACCCCUCAGCCAGUGCCUCCGUUUUAGCCGAGGCCAACGACAACAUCUUGGCCAGUGGUCAGAGCGCCAUAAGCCGCACGGCGCAGGGCUCCUGCCAGCCCCCAGCCCCGGGCACCUCCCUGAAGGUGGCUGCGAACAUUGUGGUCAAGUGCCUGACCCCUUUCUACAAAGAGGGCAAGUUUGCCUCCAAGGACCUGUUCAAAGCCUUCGCCCGCCACCUCUCCCACACGCUGGCUCAGGACCCCUCUCCCGGGAGGAGCGUGAAGGAAGAGGCCCAGCACCUCAUCAGGCAGUUCUUCCGGGGCCGGGCCCGGUGCGAGAGUGAAGCUGACUGGCACGGCCUGUGUGACCCGCAGAGAUGACCGACUGCUGCCCAGCGGGGCCAGUGUCCACCCCCGACUCUACCGUGGGCCAGCGGGCCUGACUCAGGAAUGGGAAGGCGGACAGGCCUGCGGCCGCAGGGCAUCUCUUUCCUCAGGGUCCUUCGCCCUUCCAGCCACACCUUGCUGUGGAGAUGGCCCCGGACACCUCCCAAAUCAAGGUCAGAGGCCAGAGGUCAGCCCAGCUUCCUAUGUACUUGCCAGGCCUGAGGCCCUCUCUCCUGGCCUCAUGGAGCCCCACUUUAGAAGGACCUGGGUGGGGUGGCUGCUGCCAGGGGAACAGGAAGAAGAAACGGUCCCUCCACCUCUUGUACCCGAGUUGUGAGCUGGGGGAGGCCACCUCUGCAAGGCGGGGGGCUCCAGGGGCAGAGCUGUGGGAAGAGGCAGCGCCGGCUCUGCUUCUCGGCUCCUGCUCGGGAAAGCGAGGCCGGGCCGAGGCGCCUCCCGGAGGAAUAAAGUCUGUUCUGACACGUGCACGCGCA
Myotis davidii is the source of this 3640-nucleotide messenger RNA. RefSeq names its product RecQ like helicase 5 (gene RECQL5). Gene Ontology annotation, molecular function: four-way junction helicase activity; nucleic acid binding; ATP binding. Gene Ontology annotation, cellular component: chromosome; cytoplasm. Gene Ontology annotation, biological process: double-strand break repair via homologous recombination. NCBI's taxonomy places the organism in Eukaryota, Metazoa, Chordata, Mammalia, Chiroptera, Vespertilionidae. The record is from RefSeq and is a predicted model, not a curated record. The coding region runs from base 192 to 3140 and encodes 982 amino acids. The transcript has 20 exons.